AUGCCGCCACCUCUGGGCUGCGGCAAGGAGCUGGCACUGGAGAAGGAAGGGCAGGGGGGGGUGGCCAGUCACAGGGGGUCCCUGCAAGGUCCCUGCAAGGAGCAGGGGUUCCUGCAGCCCAUCUGCGAUGGGAACCUUAAGAGGAGGCUGUGCCGAGUGCUGUGCGCCAUCCUCUGCCCUGGGGCCCUGCAGGUCCUCGCUCUGCUGGGACGGCAAGACCAGACGACAGGCCGGAUCGAACCAAACUACCCCAAAGUCUGUGGUCACCAGGGGAACGUGCUGGACAUCAAGUGGAAUCCCUUCAUUGAGAACAUCAUCGCGUCGUGCUCUGAAGACACCUCGGUGCGGAUCUGGGAAAUCCCCGAGGGUGGCCUGAAGAGGAACAUGACGGAGGCCGUCCUGGAGCUGUACGGGCACAGCCGGCGCGUCGGCCUCGUCGAGUGGCACCCCACCACCAACAACAUCCUCUUCAGCGCCGGCUAUGACUACAAGGUCCUCAUCUGGAACCUGGACAUCGGGGAGCCAGUGAAGAUGAUCGAUUGCCACACAGACGUCAUCCUCUGCAUGUCCUUCAACACCGACGGCAGCCUCCUGGCCACCACCUGCAAGGACAAGAAGCUACGGGUCGUGGAGCCGCGCUCCGGCAGGGUCCUGCAGGUACGGUGCUCAUGCCAGGGUGCUGCACGGCAUGGGUGUGUGUGUGUGUGUGUUAGAAAUAAGAUGCUGACGACGGGGGUUUCGCCCUGGACCACCCGGCAGAUUGCCCUCUGGGACCAGGAAGACCUGUCCAUGCCCCUGAUAGAGGAGGAGAUCGACGGGCUCUCGGGUCUCCUCUUCCCUUUCUACGACGCCGACACUCACAUGCUGUACUUGGCUGGCAAGGGUGAUGGCAACAUUCGGUACUACGAGAUCGGCUCGGAAAAGCCCUACCUGAGUUAUCUCAUGGAGUUUCGCUCCCCGGCCCCACAAAAAGGACUGGGGGUGAUGCCGAAGCACGGGUUGGACGUGUCAGCCUGCGAGGUCUUUCGUUUCUACAAGCUCAUCACCCUCAAGGGGCUGAUCGAACCCAUCUCCAUGAUCGUGCCGAGGAGGUCAGAAACGUACCAAGAGGACAUUUACCCGAUGACUCCGGGUACGGAGCCAGCCCUCACGCCGGAUGAAUGGCUGAGCGGGGUGAACAGAGACCCCAUCCUGAUGUCGCUGAAGGAGGGCUACAAGAAGACAUCCAAAAUCGUCUUUAAGGCACCGGUGAGGGAGAAGAAGAGCGUGGUGGUUAACGGCAUAGACCUGCUGGAGAACGUGCCGCCCCGGACGGAGAACGAGCUCCUUCGGAUGUUCUUCCGCCAGCAGGACGAGAUCCGGCGGCUGAAAGACGAGCUCUCGCAGAAGGACAUACGGAUCCGACAGCUACAGCUGGAGCUGAAAAACUUACGUAACAGCCCGAAGAAUAAUUAA
This is a messenger RNA of Egretta garzetta (little egret), 1455 nucleotides long. It is a transcript of the gene CORO2B, whose product is annotated as coronin 2B. The record is from RefSeq and is a predicted model, not a curated record. Gene Ontology annotation, molecular function: actin filament binding. The coding region runs from base 1 to 1455 and encodes 484 amino acids. The transcript has 11 exons. NCBI's taxonomy places the organism in Eukaryota, Metazoa, Chordata, Aves, Pelecaniformes, Ardeidae. Gene Ontology annotation, biological process: actin filament organization.